Limulus polyphemus (Atlantic horseshoe crab) is the source of this 2901-nucleotide messenger RNA. RefSeq names its product dual specificity mitogen-activated protein kinase kinase 7-like. Lineage: Eukaryota; Metazoa; Arthropoda; Merostomata; Xiphosura; Limulidae. The transcript has 10 exons. Gene Ontology annotation, molecular function: protein kinase activity; ATP binding. Gene Ontology annotation, biological process: protein phosphorylation. The coding region runs from base 10 to 1317 and encodes 435 amino acids. The record is from RefSeq and is a predicted model, not a curated record.
UCGUCAGGAAUGUGUUUGAGAAUGAACAAGAUGGCUACCAUGACUUCUUUCCGCAAUAGGUUAACUCAGUUAGAAGCAAGAUUAAAAGCAGAAAAUGAUCAGGAAGGUGAAUCUAGAAAUACAGCAUCGAGAGCUUUAAGGACAGAUGUGGCUAGUUCAAGACCAACUAUACGAGGACUUCCAAUUGGGCAAGAACAUGGGUCUCCUGGAAGGUCCGGAAGGUUUCCAAGUCAAAGGUCCGGAAGGUUUCCAAGUCAAAGGUCUGCUUGUUUACCCCUCUCACUUCCACCUUGUAAUUACUCACCCACAUCACACGAUAGUUUUUGCAGUACAAAUCAUCAUAUGGAAUCAAAAUUAAAGAAAAUCUAUCAGCAUGCUGGAAUAUUAACAAUUGAUGGAGAGACAUAUCAAUCAUCCAUUGAUGACAUGAUACAUAUGGGAGAGUUGGGAACAGGAACUUGUGGUCAUGUUGUCAAGAUGGAACACAGACCCUCAAGAAAGAUCAUGGCUGUCAAACAAAUGAGACGUUCGGGAAACACAGAAGAAAAUAAACGGAUUACUAUGGAUUUAGAUGUGGUGUUGAGCUGUCAGGAUUGCCCACACAUUGUACAGUGUUUUGGCUAUUUCAUUACCGAUUCAGAUGUGUGGAUUUGCAUGGAGCUUAUGUCCACUUGUCUAGACAAGCUCAUCAAACGACUGAAGAAGCCAAUUCCGGAAAUGAUUCUAGGGAAAAUUGCUGUUGCAACUGUAAAUGCACUCCAUUAUUUGAAAGAAAAACAUGGUGUUAUUCAUAGGGAUGUUAAACCUUCUAACAUUCUGCUUGACGAGAGAGGUGUGAUCAAACUGUGUGAUUUCGGAAUUAGCGGACGGUUAGUGGAUUCGAAAGCCAGAACCCGUUCUGCGGGCUGUGCUGCUUACAUGGCACCAGAACGAAUAGACCCUCCUAAUCCUAGUAGGCCAGACUAUGAUAUUAGAGCUGAUGUCUGGAGCCUUGGUAUAUCGUUGGUGGAGUUAGCAACAAACAGGUUUCCGUAUCAAGGAUGUAACAAUGACUUUGAAGUCCUUAGUAAGGUGUUACAAGAAGAUCCUCCCCAUCUUCCACCAGAUGGAGAUUUUUCCUUAGAUUUUUGUAGCUUCGUUAGGGAUUGCCUAAUCAAGGACUUUGAAAAAAGGCCAAAAUAUCGCAAACUUCUAGAGCAUCCUUUCAUUAAGCGAAUGCAGACCACUCCUGAUGGUGUAGCUGCGUGGUUUGCUUUCGUCAUGAAAACCACACAAGUACCAGUAGUUUCCCCCCUAUGUCGUCACUGGAAUAAAUGAAGGCGGGUUAAAAAAGUCCAUCCGAUGUUCUUAUGUUAUUCAGUUGCCAAAAGUAGUGUUUCUGCAGCCAGCCAUGCAGUAUGAACACCAACCUGCUGGGCAUUCCUGUGUUGUAUUUGGAAGGGAAGAUAGCCACAUCCUACUGGCUAUCUUAGAUGUAGCAAGUGUGAUAUUCAAAACACUUGUAAAAGGUUUUAGUAACCUUGUGGCUUAUCAAAGGAUGCAAAUUUGUCUUGUUUGCAGGAAAGCUUCUAUUUAUAACAAACACUAAAAAGGUGUAACUGUUAUUGGGUGUGAUUAGAUAGGUGUUAAGGAUAUUUUCGGUGUAUAUAACUAGCCGUGAGAGAUUAUUCAAAUUAAUUUCUUCAUCUCAUGUACAGAGGUUGUUCUGCCCUUGUGUGGCAUACUUGGAAGUUUAAUACUAAUUCCAGGAAGAAAAAAAAAUAUUUUUUUUUUUAUGUGAGCCCUAAAAUUUAAAGAAACAUUUUUAAUUUUCAAAGUCCACUUUAAGUACAAUAAUGUGUUGAUUUGUGCAUGCUCUUACUGCGUGAUGAUUUAUGGAAUCAAGGUCUUCGAAAGUCAGAUGUCUUAUUGUUUUCUUUAUGUACUACCUCGACACACGACCUAAUUAUAUAGUGUUCUCUUCACGAAAAGUUGAAAUAUAAUUCUUGAUACGUUUUAUCUGUAUUAUAAUUUUAAGUUGUAAGCUUUAUUUGAUUCUGCCCAGUCUUCAAAUAAAAAGAUAAUUCAAAUUAUGAAAAUAAAAAUUAUCUAGAUAUCUUAGAAAUGUGAUUAGAUGUACAAAAAAAAAAGUAAUAUUUUAAUAAGAUGUAUAAUUUCAGAUAAGCUACAUAAUUUGUGUUCUGAAGUGCCAUCACUGAAAGUUUUGACAGUUUGGUUCUUAAAUACUGAAAUUUAAAUUUGGGAAACGUCUGUGUGGUCUUAUUUUAUUCGUCUAUAUUUUGAAUAUCAUUUUGGUUUGUUGAUAGUGGAUCAUGAAAAAAAAACACUACUAAUAGGAAAGGUGUAACUAUAGUAUAUAGACACCGACAUUAAUGGGCUCGUGUGUUUACUAUGUAUAUAUAUAUAUAUGUAUACAAGGAUGGUGAUUGGUGGAUGAAAAGGCAUACACACAUUGUUGGUGUUGAAGAUAAUAACUUGAAUACGAUACAACAUUAGGUACUAUGAUAUAUAAACUCUCUUGUUGUAUCCAAAGUAUGCUUAUGCUAUCUGAAGUUACUUGAAUCGUCAAACUGGCUUCUUCGAGCUCUAAAGAGCCUGCCUAAUAUGAAAAACCUUAUUUUAAAAUUUUACUCACCUGUAAUAAUUGGACAAAGGUUUUUGAUUUCAUUUGUCAUAUCAAACCUUGUUGAUUUCUUAAAUUAUUACUUCGAAUCAAUUUUUAUAUUAACAGUUAUGGGAAGUGUACAUACUUGAUACAUUGUGUAUGUAUUUAAUACAGAAUGGCCUCGUUUGUAGUAAGAAAAGUUUACGAUCUAUCACACUUGCUAGCUUUUAAGAGGAGUUGAAUGUCCAAGAGCCAGCUGUUAUGCAAAAUAGUAAAUUAAAGGUUCCUGUUACUUA